Messenger RNA from Myotis lucifugus (little brown bat), 1833 nucleotides. It is a transcript of the gene HTR2A, whose product is annotated as 5-hydroxytryptamine receptor 2A. The record is from RefSeq and is a predicted model, not a curated record. The transcript is spliced from 3 exons. The coding region runs from base 71 to 1474 and encodes 467 amino acids. Lineage: Eukaryota; Metazoa; Chordata; Mammalia; Chiroptera; Vespertilionidae. Gene Ontology annotation, biological process: chemical synaptic transmission; G protein-coupled receptor signaling pathway, coupled to cyclic nucleotide second messenger. Gene Ontology annotation, molecular function: G protein-coupled serotonin receptor activity; neurotransmitter receptor activity. Gene Ontology annotation, cellular component: dendrite; plasma membrane.
UGGAUGGUGAGCAGAACAUAUAACUUGUUAAUUUUUCUACACUUCAUCUACUACAAGUUCCAGCUUAGAAAUGGAUGUUCUUUGUGAAGAAAACACUUCUUUGAGCUCAAGUACAAACUCCUUAAUGCAACGAAAUGAUGGCACAAGGCUCUACAAUAAUGACUUUAACUCUGGAGAAGCUAACACUUCAGAUGCAUUUAAUUGGACAGUGGACUCAGAAAAUCGAACCAACCUUUCCUGUGAGGGCUGUCUCUCACCACCAUGCUUCUCCUUACUUCAUCUCCAGGAAAAAAACUGGUCUGCUUUGUUGACAGCUGUAGUGAUUAUUCUAACUAUUGCUGGAAACAUACUCGUCAUCAUGGCAGUGUCCCUAGAGAAAAAGCUGCAGAAUGCCACCAACUAUUUCCUGAUGUCACUUGCCAUAGCUGAUAUGCUGCUGGGUUUCCUUGUCAUGCCCGUGUCCAUGUUAACCAUCCUCUAUGGUUACCAGUGGCCUCUGCCUAGCAAGCUCUGUGCAAUCUGGAUUUACCUGGAUGUGCUCUUCUCCACGGCCUCCAUCAUGCACCUCUGUGCCAUCUCGCUGGACCGCUACGUCGCCAUCCAGAACCCCAUCCAUCAUAGCCGCUUCAAUUCCAGAACGAAGGCAUUUCUGAAAAUAAUUGCUGUUUGGACUAUAUCAGUAGGUAUAUCAAUGCCAAUCCCAGUCUUUGGGCUACAGGAUGAUUCCAAGGUCUUUAAGGAAGGGAGUUGCUUACUCGCAGACGAUAACUUUGUCUUGAUCGGCUCCUUCGUGUCAUUUUUCAUCCCCUUAACCAUCAUGGUGAUCACCUACUUUCUAACUAUCAAGUCACUCCAGAAAGAAGCUACUUUGUGUGUUGGUGAUCUUGGCACACGGGCCAAAUUAGCUUCUUUCAGCUUUCUUCCUCAGAGUUCCCUGUCUUCAGAAAAGCUCUUCCAGCGGUCCAUCCACAGGGAGCCAGGGGCCUAUGGCAAGAGGACUAUGCAGUCCAUCAGCAAUGAGCAAAAAGCUUGCAAGGUGCUGGGUAUCGUCUUCUUUCUGUUUGUGGUCAUGUGGUGCCCCUUUUUCAUCACGAACAUAAUGGCCGUCAUCUGCAAAGAGUCCUGUAGCGAGGACGUCCUCGGAGCCCUGCUCAAUGUGUUCGUUUGGAUCGGUUACCUCUCCUCGGCAGUGAACCCAUUGGUGUACACCCUGUUCAACAAGACUUACAGGUCGGCCUUUUCACGGUAUAUUCAGUGUCAGUACAAGGAAGAUAAAAAACCAUUGCAGUUAAUUUUAGUGAACACUAUCCCAGCCUUAGCCUACAAAUCUAGUCAACUCCAAAAGGGACAGAAAAAGAAAGAUGCCAAAGUGACAGGUAAUGACUGCACUAUGAUUCCUCUAGGAAAACAAAAUUCAGAAUAUGCUCCUACAGGCAAUAUCAACCCAGUGAAUGAAAAGGUUAGCUGUGUGUGAUAGACUAGUUGCCAUGGCAACCACGGAGCACACACUGAACAAGUUUUCACCUAUCUGGAAAAAAAAGAAAAGAAAAGAUAAUAGAGAGACUGGAAAAAAUUAGGCGGGUUUAGUAAAACCAACAAUAAUAUCUAGAUGCCUCAUUUUAUUCCAUCAGUUAAAAGCAGGGUUAAAUGCCACAAAAUGUGCACUUCAAAAAUGUUCUGACAGCCUUUCAAGCUGUAGUUUUAUGAUACUUAUUUUUAACAUUGUAAAUGAUAUGUCUUUAAAAUAAUUAGCUUUUAUUGUAUAAUUAUAAUGAGGCUACAAAUAAAUCUAAAUUAACUUUAUUUUCAAGUGGAAACCUUGCUACUAUGUUG